Ananas comosus (pineapple) is the source of this 3501-nucleotide messenger RNA. RefSeq lists its product as uncharacterized. The coding region runs from base 1191 to 3053 and encodes 620 amino acids. The record is from RefSeq and is a predicted model, not a curated record. The transcript has 5 exons. NCBI's taxonomy places the organism in Eukaryota, Viridiplantae, Streptophyta, Magnoliopsida, Poales, Bromeliaceae.
GGGAAGCCAUCGUCGUCGACCCAACCCUCUCUAGUCUCCGCUCCUCCUAUUCCCUCCCUUCCUAUGCUCGGAUACUACCCGUGCACAUAACCCCCCCUGUUUCUCCAAACACCCCACCAAACGCAAGCGAGCGCGAGCAAUCGAACGCACGCUCUCCCUUCCCCUUCACGCGGGGGAGAAUCCUCCGAUGCCAAAGGACUUGGGAUCUUCGUACCGCGUUUCGAUCCACUUCGAUUCAGGUUCCGUACCUUUCCCCCUCGAUUUUUCUUUCUAAUUUUGAUUCCCAAUUUGGUUUCGACUCGGAAACCCUAGUUUCCUUUCUCACUUUGCGCUACUGUAUUGAAUUCCGGGUCGGUUAAUACUUCUGGAGUGGUUAGGGUUGUAUGGGAUUCGGUUAGCGGUAGGAAAAUUCGCUCGAAAUUUGUUGUGAAAGGAUUCACGGUGCUCUGGAUAUUCUAUUUGAUCUUACUCUUCGAUUAUUAUCAAUGAGUUUUCAAGAUGGAGAAUCCUCGUGUCGGGUGGAUGAAUUUAGUUUUCAAUUGUGAAGUUAAUCGUGAUCGAUCAUCGUUUUUGCCGUAAUUAGGUCUUGGAUUCUAUCGGGCGUGAUAGUUCAUCCUAUCUGUUUGUCAAUUGCUGCUGUUGCUAAAACGAAUUAUGUGGUAGGCUGCAGUACAGGAGGGUAGAUACUUUUUGGGGGUAUCAUUUCGGUUAUAUUUGCAGGAAAUUAAGGGCUUGUUUGGAUGCAUGAGCAUUUUUUUCAGCAUGCUGUGAGUGGUUGAUGAGGAGAGUGAAAAAAAAAAAAUUGUUACGACCAUAUAUUAUAAACGUUCCCUAAGUCAUUAUUUUUUAAUCACUGCCAAAGGCUUCUGUCGUUUUAGUGCUUUAAAGAACUGCUAAUAGUUGGAUGUUGUCGAGUAGCUACGCUAUGCUGCAUGUUAGCCAAUGUUGCAGGUAUUGGGUUGAGGAAUACUUCAUCUGCUGAUCAGCUAUUGAUUGAUUAUGGGGUACACAUUCUGAUGAUUGAGAUUUUCAACUCACAGAUGUAAAUGGUCUAUGGAGUAGUGUGACAUACUCUGUAUUCGCAUUAUACAAGUUUGUCGUGCUGUUUAAUUUGGCAAGGAGAGAAACGCUCUUAACUAAGUGAUCUUCAUAGACAAAGAUUUUCUAGCACAAUUAGUGUAAUAAAAGAUAUGUCGAGGGGUCAAUCUCAAACAAGAACCGACUCGAGGAGAAGAGCUCUCGGAAAGUGCAAGUGUAAAAGCAGUACUGAAAGUGUGGUGAUCAUUGAUGUUGAUAGCAGUAAUGACGUGUUCAUAAUCAACUCUCCUGAGAAUUCCCAUCAUGUACCUACUACUUCUAGAAGCCCUUGGAAGAAUACAUCUCCUGACAAUGUUAUUAGCAUAGAUGAUGAUGAUGAUGAAGAAAUUGAUGACAAUCCUACUACCGCCAAUCAUGCCUCCACCAGCAAGUCAUCGAAUCGUAUGUUUAAUUGUGCUUCGCUCUCAAAAGAGCUGGAUGAUGAUGGUGAUGAUGAUGAUGAGUGUCAAAUGUAUGUUAAAGAUGGAAAUUAUUCUGCAAAAUUGUUGCCUAAAUAUGGUUAUCCUAGAAAUCGCUAUGGUCUAGAUUUUGUUCCUGAUUCGAGAUCAUCUGGAGGUAGCACUUCUGAGUCUGGCACAUCUGAAGUGGAAAGUUCUGACUACGACAGUUCUGAUUGUGAAAUUAUGGAUGACACAUCAGGGGAAAUCCGUAAAAACUGGGAGAGAGCUGCUUCAAGAAAAAGGAUGUCAGAGGGAGUUCAGAUCAGCUCAGAGGACUGGACUAGUUUUUCAGGAUCGACUUCUGAUCUUGGAACACAGUCACAUGAGACCACAGUAAACAAUGAAGAAAACUGUUGUUUAAAUGAGACCUAUGCUGAUCAUCAUCACAAAACACCUGCUGAAUGUAGUCCAAACAAUUCAUAUAAUAUAGAGAACAAUCUCCCUUCUGAUGAACCCAUGGAAGAUUUUCUUUUUUGUGCCACAAAUUUAGAUCCUUUUACAGGAAUCAGUCACAAUGAACCUGUUUUCCAGAAGGAAGAACUGAUUCCAGAAAAAUGUUCUACUCAAUCUCAACCCCCUGAUAUUAAUCAACUAAAUGGCGCGGGUGCCUGUUCCUGUGAACCAUCAGUUUGGGUUGAUAAUGGUCAUGCUAAUUAUCCUGAGAAAAUGGAGGAGGAGAUCUUUCUGGAUUCUUCGUGCCACUCUCAAUUACCACACGAUUUCAUUGAUAGUCCUGAAAUUGCUGCUUAUGAGAAAGAGAAGUCAUUCACGAGUAGAAAGGCUUGGCCUAACAAUCAGCAAACAGAAGAAUCACAACUUAAUAAGAAUUGCUUCCAAACUAGCUUUAAGGAAGUUAUUCUAGAGAAAACAUUUGGUCACCAUUAUGCCGGAAGUAGGGGUGAGAUGAGUUGCUCCUCUAAUGCAGAAUCUCAGGUUCAAAACGGUUUAGUUAGUCACUCUGAAAAACCUAUGGAACUGACUGUGAAUGACAACACAUUGGAUGUUCAAAACAAUUUAAUUAUUGACCGUGAAAAACACAAGGAAUCUGCUGAGUUUAGACGUGUUGCAGAGGAAGAAUGGGCGUCCAGGCAGCGGCAGUUACAAAUUCAGGCAGAAGAGGCUCAAAGAUUGAGGAGGCGAAGAAAAGCUGAAAGUUUGCGUCUACUUCACAUGGAAAAGAGGCAAAAGCAGCGGUUGGAGGAAAUCCGUGAAUCGCAAAAGAAGGAUGAGGAAACUAUAAAUCUCAAAGAGCAAAUACGUGUUGAGGUAAGGAAGGAACUUGAAAUAAUGGAAUUAAGAUGCAAAGACAUGGCUUCAGUUUUGCGGGAAUUAGGCAUCCAUGUUGAAGGGGGUCUUUUUCCUUUGCCUCGUGAGAUCAAUUCUGCCUGUAAGCAAGCUCUGAGGAAGUUCCACCCAGAUCGGUUCUCCAGAAGUGAUAUUCGCCAGCAGGUCAAAGCAGAGGAGACAUUUAAGUUCAUCUCGCGCUUGAAAGAAAAACUGCAUCCUUUUUCUUGAUUGAAUAGGUUCUUGGAAUUUGGUGUCGUCUGUUGUUUUUCUAGCACUGUUAACUGGUGGACCUCUGCCCUUUUGGCAAUAUUCUAGCAUUUUCUUUUUCCUUUUGGGUAAAUAUUCCGGCGCUUGUUUCUUGAUGAAGUAGGUCUGUUUCAAAUUCUUUUUUCAUCUGAUGGAAAGGACUAACUAGGUUUUUCCAUUUUUCCACUUUUCAUAGGUGUCAUGCCAUGUUUGAAGUAUGGCAUGGAUUAAGCACUUUGUUUAAGUCCUGUUUAUGCCUCAAAAGCCCGUGGUUUUUCCUGAUAAUUUUUUACCCCGAUAAAUAUUGUACGAUGCUUUACGGGGAGCUUCUUUUAGAGGUUGGUGAGGAAAGGAAAGAGAUGUGAAGGAACUGUUAUUGUUGAUCACUGAGGACUAAAUAAUAUUAGAUAAGAUUGAUUCUUUUUUAACA